UGGUGAGAUUUCCGGGGGAAGGCUUAUUGUGCUGCACAGGGAAUAGAGAAGUCUGAGUGAUUGGAGCUGUGAGACAGAGAAGUGUUGGAGGAGCAGAACUCUCCUCUCUACAGCUGAGAUAUUGAUCAGUGUAUGAUUGAUUUUACUCACACGAGGAUCAUCCAGAUUGGAGAAACUAUACAGAACCUAAACCUUUACGUUGUUCUUGGAACUUUGUAGAAUAAACGCAACCUCCAGAAAGUGCCUUUCAGUGAUGUAAUCAAACAUUUUUGGAAAAAGAUAAGUUUAAAUGUGAAUAACAUUAAGAAUAAUCACUAAGCUCACAUCUAAUGAAGCCACUAACUCAGUUCAAAAACAAAUGCACAUAGGAUUCUCAGCUGUGACACAUUAACCUUUCAGUAUGUCUGACCAAAAACAAGAAAACAAAAAAUCUCAAAUUGUGGACAGCGAAAAUGUCCCUUCAGAAUCGAGCAUCAAUGCAGAAUUCAAAGACAGUGACACUUCCAAAGAAGAAAGCAAGAGACAACAGAUGAGUUUGGAACGGAAUCUGGAGAAGUCUACAGUAGAUCAGACGAGGGAAGACCUGAAGGAGCCAAUGGAGGACACGGGUGUAGACUUGGAGCCAAGUGUGGAGCAGCAGAGCGCAGUGGAGAAGAGUGCAUUGUCGGGGAAAGUGGCGAAGAGUGCCUUGCCAGGGGAGGUGGAGAUGUAUGAAUUUCUGUCGGAGACAGAGAAGAGUACAUUGCCAGAGGAAGCAGGGAAGAGUGCGUUGCCAGCGGGGGCGGAGACGAGUGUGUUGCCGGAGAAGAAUAUGUUGCCAGCGGGGGUGGAGACGAGUGUGUUGCCGGAGAAGAGUAGGUUGCCAGCGGAGACGAGUGUGUUGCCGGAGAAGAAUAUGUUGCCAGCGGGGGUGGAGACGAGUGUGUUGCCGGAGAAGAGUAGGUUGCCAGCGGAGACGAGUGUGUUGCUGGAGAAGAAUAUGUUGCCAGCGGGGGCGGAGACGAGUGUGUUGCCGGAGAAGAAUAUGUUGCCUGCGGGGAUGGAGACGAGUGUGUUGCCGGAGAAGAAUAUGUUGCCUGCGGGGAUGGAGACGAGUGUGUUGCUGGAGAAGAGUAGGUUGCCAGCGGAGACGAGUGUGUUGCCGGAGAAGAAUAUGUUGCCAGCAGGGGCGGAGACGAGUGUGUUGCUGGAGAAGAGUAGGUUGCCAGCGGAGACGAGUGUGUUGCCGGAGAAGAAUAUGUUGCCAGCGGGGGUGGAGACGAGUGUGUUGCCGGAGAAGAGUAGGUUGCCAGCGGAGACGAGUGUGUUGCCGGAGAAGAAUAUGUUGCCAGCGGGGGUGGAGACGAGUGUGUUGCCGGAGAAGAGUAGGUUGCCAGCGGAGACGAGUGUGUUGCCGGAGAAGAAUAUGUUGCAGGAGGCGGUGAGGCAGAGGGCGUUGCCAGAGAAGACGGAGCAUGCAGUGGUGGAGAAGCUGUGGACACGAGGUAAAAUUGGUGCAGCGGUUGUUGUUCUUCUUAUUGCUAUUGGCUUUGCUAUGUGUGCCAAUCCAUUCGGCGGACCACAGACUUUAGACUCCAGAUCAGUACUUCAGAUUUUUCAGGGUGAGUUUAAAAGACUCCAGAAAGAUUUUCCUGAACAGAAUGACAAGUUGUGGUUAAGAAGUGGAAAAAUGCUGACCAAUCAUCUCAACAAAUCUCAUCCUGAUGAACCCGCUAUGAUCAUCCUCACUGCAGCCCAAGACGCCAAACGCACUUUACAAUGUUUAGGUAGUGGUCUAGCACAAACCUAUGCUGUUGCCCUAAAUUCCAGUUGGUUGUUGAUCCAUGGUCCAUCUCAAGCCCAAUAUGACGCCAGUACUGCAAAACUCAAUAUAGAUGAACAACUAAGCGCAGGAUUCGAGACUGAAAAUCGGGCAGCGGUAUUAAAUAAUUUAGAAACUUUGCCUCCUGGCUCCUUGCUCAUCUUUUUCAAGUACUGUGAUCACGAAAAUGCUGCAUACAAGAACGUGGCACUUGUGUUCACUGUAUUACUGGAGGAUUCAUCACUUGAGCCAGACACUCCUCUCCCAGAGUUGGAAGAAAAAGUCCGGGACUUCCUGUGGCAGCAGUUUGUUCACUCCGUAAGAUCAAAUCAGGAGAUGGAUAGUGAUAAGCUGAGUGGGGUGUGGAGCCGCAUUUCUCACCUCGUUCUACCUGUACUUCCAGUUGAAAGAAUAGAAACUGGCAACUGUCCUUUUGAUCAUGAAUGAGAUUAGAAUAAAAGAUUGCCGAAGACAAUAUGCAAUGUUGCGCUAAUCAGAACUGAAAGCCUUUCAUUGAUUAACUUACCUUAUUCCCAUAUAUUGCACUGGGAUAUUCUUUUAAUAAAAUUGUGCCUUAUUAUUAUUUUAAAAGACUGUCACCUAAAUUGGAAGCCCAUCUGUUGUAACCCAUACCUUGCAAACCAUUAUAGUAUCAUCGAAUCGACCAGCUUGACUUCUAAUUAAAGUGGAAUUCAGGAUGCAGAUGUGGCAUUCAAAUCACACACUAUUACAUUUUUAAAGUUCCUAUUUGAUUUAUUGCCCAGAACUUUUUUAUCUGAUUUUAUUUUGGAAAAAUUAUUCUGUCAUAUUUUACCAAGAAGAUGUCUAAUGAUAUAGGAGACGGACCAAAAGCUGCAAAAUAAAUGACAUUGUUGUAAACAG
Rana temporaria (common frog) is the source of this 2683-nucleotide messenger RNA. RefSeq names its product torsin 1A interacting protein 2 (gene TOR1AIP2). Gene Ontology annotation, biological process: membrane organization. Gene Ontology annotation, molecular function: ATPase activator activity. The record is from RefSeq and is a predicted model, not a curated record. Gene Ontology annotation, cellular component: membrane. The transcript has 3 exons. Lineage: Eukaryota; Metazoa; Chordata; Amphibia; Anura; Ranidae. The coding region runs from base 401 to 2248 and encodes 615 amino acids.